AUUCGUAAGCUUGAUAGAAACAUGGGUUUGUUUAAAAAAAAAAUAAAGGAAAACUUGAACGAACCGCAUAAUUUUAAUUUAAUUAUAGAUUCAUAUUCUGAUGACAUAAAACAAAAUGAGACUUCAAAUGAUUUUGUUCAACUAACCACCGAAAAUUCGUCUCCGAAGCAAUCUAUUAAAAGUUCUGAGGUAUUGUUUAAGAAAAGCCCAACUUCUUCUAAAAAGACUACUAAAAAAGAAAAACCAAAAAAGAAAGGCAGCAAAAAAGUUAAAGUGAUAAACGAUCGACAUGUGGAAAAUUUGGAUGACAAGCCUUUUGAAUUAAAUAUGAAACACAUUAGCUUAGAAAACCUUCCUUUAAGAAGACCAAGUACCGUCAGUAUAAAUUUAUUAACACUUAAUGAAAAUUUAACCAAAGUUGAUUUUGACAAGGAAGAUGCCCCUUUAAAGGUAUUUAACACCGAGAAAAUUAACAACUGCGCGUUAGAAAAUUCGGAUGAAACAAGUUCCUCAGAUGAAUUUAUUAAAAUGCGUGAUAGAAAAAAAAAUGUUUUGAAAGGUAAACCUGCCUACAAAAGCGUUAAAUUUCGUCAGCAAAGACAACGUAAUAACAGCAUAUUAUACCAAAAAAAUCGUAUUGAAAAAGUGUCUGUAGCAAGACAAUCAAAGCGAGGAAUUAGGCAACAAGCCAGUCGAAGUAUAAAGUCAGCUAAAACCCGAACACCAAAUAAUCGAGCCCAACGCAUUAUCAGGCCAGUGCCAACUCGGUUUACCCCAAUACAUAAUCAAUGGUUAAGCGAAACAAAUUUACACAAAGUGCGGAAAUCCAGUGUGAGUAGAUCUGUACUGAGCUUACCUGAUUCUUAUGAGCAAGAUCAUGGUAGAGAAUUGCAAAUCAACGAAACUGAUAAAAAAGAAUUUAAAAUUACUAUAGACGUUCAGUGCUUUUCUACUGAUGAAAUAAUAAUUGCUUUAAAAGAUGGGCGGCUGAUUAUAAAUGCAAAACACUUUUUUAAAACAGAAUUCGGUUUUGAAUUUUACCAGAUGCAUCGAUCCUAUCCCUUACCAAGAGGCGUACAAAAAUCUGAAUUAUUUACUAAAAUUAGUAAAGAUGGAGUCCUGGAAAUAAAAUGUAUUCCUGAAACGUAAUAAAAACAGAAGAUGAAUAGGUGACAUUUGAGAUUUUACAGUCUGAAAAGAAAACAAAAAAAAACAAAAAAAAAUUUGCAAAAAAAAAUUCGACAAAAACUCAGUUCUAAUAACAGUUAGAUAAGACAUUCCGUAAAAAUUCAAAUCAGCAGAGAAUUUAUGUUCAAAGAUUUCAAUCAAUCUGGAUUUUUUUAAGCUCACAAUUUUUGAUUAAAAAAAAUAACAGAAACAUUUAAACUUUUUUUUUAUAACUUGCACUACGUUAGUAUU
Hydra vulgaris (swiftwater hydra) is the source of this 1419-nucleotide messenger RNA. RefSeq lists its product as uncharacterized. The record is from RefSeq and is a predicted model, not a curated record. Lineage: Eukaryota; Metazoa; Cnidaria; Hydrozoa; Anthoathecata; Hydridae.